This is a messenger RNA of Saimiri boliviensis boliviensis (Bolivian squirrel monkey), 3237 nucleotides long. It is a transcript of the gene TRPC6, whose product is annotated as transient receptor potential cation channel subfamily C member 6. Gene Ontology annotation, biological process: calcium ion transmembrane transport; regulation of cytosolic calcium ion concentration; single fertilization. The record is from RefSeq and is a predicted model, not a curated record. Lineage: Eukaryota; Metazoa; Chordata; Mammalia; Primates; Cebidae. Gene Ontology annotation, cellular component: cation channel complex; plasma membrane. Gene Ontology annotation, molecular function: protein binding; store-operated calcium channel activity; inositol 1,4,5 trisphosphate binding.
UCAGCUCCGUCUCCCUUGCUCUCGGCUCUCAGGCUUUGCUGCCACCAGCGGCCCCGCCUGUGCUCUCUCUGCCCUGGAGCCCCGGACGCAUCCUCGCGGGGGUCUCCUCGACCUGAGCCUCUCAGGUCAGGGUCCCCUUUGCACCCCCUUAAGUGGUGACUUCUUCCUGGGCCAGCGGGCGAGCCACAGGCGGCGGGCAUCUGCACCCCUGCUUCAUCGCCGUCCCCUGGGCAGCGGUCUGCCCAGGACCGGUUCGGCCGCUGACGCGGGCCCUUCGUACCGGGUCCCUGUUGAAACUGUCCACUCGCUUCCCCCGGGAGUGGGACUCAGGCCAGUCGGGCGUUCCUGUCAUGAGCCAGAGCCCGGAGUUCGGUCCCCGGAGGGGCAGUUCUCCCCGGGGCACAAUCCGAGCCGGUGCGCGGCGCAACGAGAGCCAGGACUAUCUGCUCAUGGACUCGGAGCUGGGAGAGGACGGCUGCCCGCACGCCCCGCUGCCUUCUUACGGCUACUACCCCUGCUUCCGGGGAUCUGACAACAGACUGGCUCACCGGCGGCAGACAGUUCUCCGUGAGAAAGGGAGAAGGUUAGCUAAUCGAGGACCAGCAUACAUGUUUAGUGAUCGCUCAACAAGCCUAUCUGUAGAGGAGGAACGCUUUUUAGAUGCAGCUGAAUAUGGUAACAUCCCAGUGGUGCGGAAGAUGUUAGAAGAAUGCCUCUCGCUCAAUGUUAACUGUGUGGAUUACAUGGGCCAGAAUGCCCUGCAGUUGGCAGUGGCCAAUGAGCAUCUGGAAAUUACAGAACUUCUUCUCAAGAAAGAAAACCUCUCUCGGGUUGGGGAUGCUUUGCUUCUAGCCAUUAGUAAAGGUUAUGUUCGGAUUGUGGAAGCGAUUCUCAGUCAUCCAGCUUUUGCUGAAGGCAAGAGGUUAGCAACCAGUCCUAGCCAAUCAGAACUCCAGCAAGAUGAUUUUUAUGCCUAUGAUGAAGAUGGGACCCGGUUCUCUCAUGAUGUGACUCCAAUCAUUCUGGCUGCCCACUGCCAGGAAUAUGAAAUCGUGCAUACCCUCCUGCGGAAGGGUGCUAGGAUUGAACGGCCUCAUGAUUAUUUCUGCAAGUGCAAUGACUGCAACCAGAAACAGAAGCAUGACUCAUUUAGCCACUCCAGAUCUAGGAUUAAUGCCUAUAAAGGCCUGGCAAGUCCAGCUUACCUGUCAUUGUCUAGUGAAGAUCCAGUCAUGACGGCUUUAGAACUUAGCAAUGAACUGGCAGUGCUGGCCAAUAUUGAGAAAGAGUUCAAGAAUGACUACAAAAAACUAUCAGUACAGUGCAAAGACUUUGUUGUUGGACUCCUUGAUCUGUGCAGAAACACAGAAGAAGUCGAGGCCAUUCUGAAUGGGGAUGUUGAAACGCUCCAGAGUGGUGAUCAUGGUCGCCCAAAUCUCAGCCGUUUAAAACUUGCCAUUAAAUACGAAGUCAAAAAAUUUGUAGCUCACCCGAACUGCCAACAGCAACUUCUCUCCAUCUGGUAUGAGAAUCUUUCUGGUUUACGACAGCAGACAAUGGUGGUCAAGUUCCUUGUGGUCCUUGCUGUUGCCAUUGGACUGCCCUUCCUGGCUCUGAUUUACUGGUUUGCUCCAUGCAGCAAGAUGGGGAAGAUAAUGCGUGGACCAUUCAUGAAGUUUGUAGCACACGCAGCCUCCUUCACCAUUUUUCUGGGACUGCUGGUCAUGAACGCAGCUGACAGAUUUGAAGGCACAAAACUCCUUCCUAAUGAAACCAGCACAGAUAAUGCAAAACAGCUGUUCAGGAUGAAAACAUCCUGCUUCUCAUGGAUGGAGAUGCUCAUUAUAUCAUGGGUAAUAGGCAUGAUAUGGGCUGAAUGUAAAGAAAUUUGGACUCAAGGCCCCAAGGAAUAUUUGUUUGAGUUGUGGAAUAUGCUUGACUUCGGUAUGUUAGCAAUUUUUGCAGCAUCAUUCAUUGCAAGAUUCAUGGCAUUCUGGCAUGCUUCCAAAGCCCAGAGCAUCAUCGAUGCAAAUGAUACCUUGAAGGACUUGACAAAAGUAACACUGGGAGACAAUGUGAAAUACUACAAUUUGGCCAGGAUAAAGUGGGACCCCUCUGAUCCUCAAAUAAUAUCUGAAGGUCUUUAUGCAAUUGCUGUAGUUUUAAGUUUCUCUAGGAUAGCUUAUAUUUUACCAGCAAAUGAAAGCUUUGGACCUCUGCAGAUCUCACUUGGAAGAACAGUCAAAGACAUCUUCAAGUUUAUGGUCAUAUUCAUUAUGGUGUUUGUGGCCUUUAUGAUUGGAAUGUUCAACCUCUACUCCUACUACAUUGGUGCAAAACAAAAUGAAGCCUUCACAACGGUUGAAGAGAGUUUUAAGACACUGUUCUGGGCUAUAUUUGGACUUUCUGAAGUGAAAUCAGUGGUCAUCAACUAUAACCACAAAUUCAUUGAAAACAUUGGUUAUGUUCUUUACGGAGUUUAUAAUGUUACAAUGGUCAUUGUUUUGCUAAAUAUGUUAAUUGCCAUGAUCAACAGUUCAUUCCAGGAAAUUGAGGAUGACGCUGAUGUGGAGUGGAAAUUUGCAAGGGCCAAACUCUGGUUUUCCUACUUUGAGGAGGGGAGAACACUUCCUGUUCCCUUCAAUCUGGUGCCAAGUCCAAAGUCCCUGUUCUAUCUCUUACUGAAGCUUAAAAAAUGGAUUUCUGAGCUGUUCCAGAGUCAUAAAAAAGAUUUCCAGGAAGAUGCAGAGAUGAACAAGAUAAAUGAAGAAAAGAAACUUGGAGUUUUAGGAAGUCAUGAAGACCUUUCAAAAUUAUCACUUGACAAAAAACAGGUUGGGCACAAUAAACAACCAAGUGUAAGGAACUCAGAAGAUUUCCAUUUAAAUAGUUUCAAUAAUCCGCCAAGACAGUAUCAGAAAAUAAUGAAGAGGCUCAUUAAAAGAUACGUACUGCAGGCCCAGGUAGAUAAGGAGAGUGACGAAGUGAAUGAAGGGGAACUGAAGGAAAUUAAGCAGGAUAUCUCAAGUCUCCGCUAUGAACUCCUUGAAGAGAAAUCUCAGAAUACACAAGACCUAGCGGAACUUAUUAGAGAACUUGGAGAGAAAUUAUCCAUGGAACCAAAUCAAGAGAAAACCAAUAGAUAAUGCGAAGACUUCCUUAGAAAUUUAUAUUUAUUUGUCCACUUGAAGCCAUAUUAUUUUCUGAUUUAUUUUUUUUUAAGUGCCAAUGUGCCCA